UCGAGAUUUAGUGGCGAGGAGGCCGCGAGCGCAGGAUUGUUUACUUAUUAUUUUCCCUGAAUAUUAAGUUUGCUGACGUUCUUCGGUGAUUCCUAGCACAGGACGACCCUCCCCUGUCCCCUCCCCACCCACCCCCCCUUUUUGUCAGAGAGCAUGGCUCAGGAGACCAAUCGGACGCAGGUGCCAAUGCUUUGCACCCUGGGCUGUGGUUUCUACGGCAACCCCCGCACAAAUGGCAUGUGCUCCGUCUGCUACAAGGAGCACUUGCAGAGGCAGCAGGGGGGGGGCCACACCACCUCCCCAGCUGCUGCAGCCCUGGCGGGAUCCCCUGGAGAAGCUCCUGUCGCCGUGGAAACGACCCCUGAACCCAGCACAGAUGGUCUGGCCCAGACAGAAGAGACCAAGUCCAGCUCCCCCAGCCCGGUCACCCAGCAGAUGACGGCCAUGAGCAUCUCCCAGGACAGCGGGCCAGUCGACUCGGAUCAGGCCGAAGCGGACGAGGAAGAGGAGGACGAGGACGAAGGGCCUUCCAAACCGUCGGGCGAGACUGCAGAGGCAGCGGAGGCCGUUUCCGACGGCGACCAGACGCCCGACAAAAACAAGAAGAAGAACCGCUGCUUCUCCUGCCGGAAGAAAGUGGGCCUCACAGGGUUCGACUGUCGCUGCGGCAACCUGUUCUGCGCCGUCCACCGCUACUCGGACAAGCACGACUGCCCCUUCGACUACCGGGGGGCGGCCACCGCACGCCUGCGCAAGGAGAACCCCAUCGUGGUCGCCGAGAAGAUCCAGAAGUUGUGAGUAGGACCGCGCCAUGGCAACGGCAAACGCGGAAAUCCGGAAGAAAAAAAAAACAAAACAAAAAAAAAAGACACCCCCAAAACAACGGAGAGAAGAAGAAAACGAGGGUGAAUCCCAGACAGAGAGGAGGAGGCGGCAGCGCUGGGAAUGACCAUGCCAGACAACCACACCUUUUUU
Molecule: messenger RNA, 975 nt
Organism: Anguilla anguilla (European eel)
Lineage: Eukaryota; Metazoa; Chordata; Actinopteri; Anguilliformes; Anguillidae
Product: AN1-type zinc finger protein 5-like
Exons: 6
Coding region: 154-798 (214 amino acids)
Molecular function (GO): zinc ion binding; DNA binding
Source: RefSeq, a predicted model, not a curated record